Messenger RNA from Macrobrachium nipponense, 11549 nucleotides. RefSeq lists its product as uncharacterized. The record is from RefSeq and is a predicted model, not a curated record. The transcript has 59 exons. NCBI's taxonomy places the organism in Eukaryota, Metazoa, Arthropoda, Malacostraca, Decapoda, Palaemonidae. Gene Ontology annotation, molecular function: lipid carrier activity. Bases 353 to 10687 code for a protein of 3444 amino acids. Gene Ontology annotation, biological process: lipid transport.
CUUAGUGACAGUCGGUAGCCGGGUGCCUUCGUAGGCGGUUGGCUUGAGUCUUGCUUGAUCAGUGAUAAAUAAGAACCAUUCAGGUGUCGUAGAUAACUGACUUAUCCAAACUCGUCCAAAGAAAAAUCUGCAAAAACUUUCUUCGAGGAGAGUUUUAAAACCCACAAAAGAAAAGUUUACAAAAGGUGAAACCAAAAACAGAAUUCCUCAAAAACAAACAUCCCUUCGAAGUGUUUUGAAAACACCCGCAGUCAAGUCGACUUCAAAAACACACGUCAAAAGGGACGGGUGUUUUUAUUAAAAACAAAAAAAUUAGUUAAUUUUGACUCGAUGUCCACAGAAGGAUUUCAAGAUGAAAGUUGAAUCUCGAACGUUCAAGACACUUUGUCUUGUUGUUGGUUUGUGCGUAACUGGAUCGUCUGGAAUCUCCUCUGCGGACGAUGGAGCCAAGGAACCGCUGGACGAGUCCAGGAUCUGCUACCGGGAUCCUCCUGACUGUGAUGGCGUUGGCAUAUCCCAUCUGCCCCUCCAGCACACACUACACUUUGCCUUCAGCGGCUGGUGGGACCUGAAAAUGGACUCCCAAGAUGAGGAGGUGAAGCCCCAGAUGUCCUCGAAAAAGGUUUUUGUGGAGAGUGAUGUUUCUCUAACAAGAGUCUCGGAAUGCCAGCUGAGAGUAGUGCUUCGUAAUUACUCCGUCAGUGAUGGGGAGGUCAACCUAGAAAGAGGUGAGGCUGCCAUCACAGUAACAGCAGGUUCAGUGAAGUCUUUCUGUAUGGCAGACGGAGCUGUUGGUUCUUCGUCUACGUUAUCGAAGUAUGGUGUUGCUCAGAUUCACAGCAUUGUUUCUGCAGUUCUGAACCUGAAGCCAUUUGAGGAGAAUCAGGAUGAUGUAAUGACUGAGAGUGAUUACUUCGGACAUUGCGGUACUCACUACCACACGCAGAAUAUGGAUCCCGGUCAUCAUAUUCUCAAGAGGAGCAAAGACCUCAGUCGUUGUGUUCACAGCGCGGCCACUGAACAAAGUUCCAAGAGCCUUUCUUAUCUAACGAAGCAUGCAAAUUGGGAGUGUCAUCACUUAUACCAACUUCACGGAGGAUUAGAUGCAGGUUAUAGUGAAGAAAUGUUUGAAAGUGAAAAUCCUUUGCUCAAGAAAGUUGUGUGUUACCAGAGGAUUUCAUUGCCUGAAACAGCAAAUUUUAGUGCGAAUCUGAACAUGACUUUAAUUAGCAUACAGAAAUGGGAGCCUAGUGAUGGCGAUGAGGAGAUAUUCAACAAGGUCGAACUGAACGCGAAUGGCUUUUCAUUGCCACCUGAAGGUGACCCCACCUUCAGAGUUCAUCAGAUCCUAAGUGAUCUUUGCACUAAUGCAAGACAGGCAAUAACUGUGGAAGCUGUUAGAAGUUAUUUCCAGUUGAUAGAAGAGAUUAAGCGGCUAGAGGCAGAUGCUUUGGUUCAUGUGUACAGAGAGAUCUUUGGGAGGCGCAUUUGCUCAGAGCACAGAAGGCUAGAGCAACUGUAUGCAUCUGCCUUACGUACUGUCACAACAGCAUCUGCCACAGCUACAAAAUGUCAGCUUAUGGCAUCGGGUACUGCUGAACGUUCUCGCCUGUGGGUGUCGUCUUUGAUGAAUGUUGAGGAAACAACAGAAGAAGCUCUGGAAUCCUGCUCUCAACUACUUGAAGGUUCUCAUUGGAAAGAUGCUGUGUUAGGGGUAGCAGCCAUGGCUGGCAGGGCUGUAAGAAAUUCCUGCUGGGGUGAAAGAUCACACCAGUGUAAUUUUGACAAUCCUGGUUGUCCCCAAGGAAAUACCAGAAUCUGUAGUUUGGGACAAAAAUUACAAGUUAUCAUACAGAACCUGGCGAGCCAUUUGCCCAGAUGUCUAGACCGACGCUCAGAACAUAGGAAUCAGCUUCUUCUAGCUAUUCGUGGGUUAGGAAACAUCGGCAUUUACGGACACGACGUGGAAAGGUUACUCAUGACGUGUGGCGGACGUGAGGCAGAUUAUUCUGUUCGUCUAGCUUCUGUGGCAGCAAUGAAACAUGGCUCGUGCAGUUUGCAUGUUACCAACUGGUUAAAAUGGCAAGCUCUAAAUGAGACGGUGGAGGCUGAGCUUCGGAUCACAGCUUUCCAAUCCUUGUAUGCCUGCUCUCCUGUAGAGGCAGAGGCUGUUGCUUUACUGAUAACUGAGAAGGAGUCAGACACUCAAGUCAGGUCAUACGUCAGUGCCUACGUUAACAAUGGGAAGAAACAAGGGGACAUCCGUCAGUUUUCUCGCCACAUGACCGCAAAUUUAACGUCUGUGUUUGGGCUCCCAGAAACGCAUUUGGAAACUGACGUUAUUUUCCAGAAUUCAUUUUUACCGCAAAGUCUUUCCUUCAACUUCUCUUCAGAAUUACUGAGACAGCUUGGAGGAAGCAUUCAGUUUGGUGGGAGACUAGAAAACAUGGAAGAAGUUCUACAGUCUGUCUUUGGACAUGAUAAUUCUGCAGGAAAUAAUUUUCUAGAAUGGGUAGGCGUCUUACUUCACAAAGCUCAGGAGAUUUUCACAUCUGCUUCAGAAGACUUUAUUAAGGAACAUGAAAGGGAUAAACGUAGCUUUGAUGUGUCUGAUGUCAGGAAUUUGUUGCGGAAGGUAAAGAAGAAGGCCAUAACUAUUUUUAAGGGCUGGAUAUUUGCUGGGAUUGGAGGUGCUGAUCAUUAUUUCAACACCUUCAACUUCGACCCUUUUGCUGUUGAAUGGGGAGAACUCCUUGACGACUGGAUGGAACUAUUCCUGGAAGCAUCAUAUUCGUUUCUCCUAAACUCAAAUGUUGAGACAACGAAUGCAUGGGUAAGUCGAGAUGAAACACUCUCUUGCUGGGGGAUGAUGGGAUUCCCAAUCACACUCCAUAAGAAGGAAGGAUUCGUGUACAGUGCAGCAGGAAGCUCCCGAGUGAAUCUGCUCAGCUUGAUAAGAAACCCAAGUUCAUCUAGUUUAGAUUUGGAGGUGGCCGCAAGUGUUGGUACUUACUCUUCUUCUUAUUUGGAAUUGACUUCUUUAUCUGGAACUGUUGUUGCGGAAUAUUCAAAUGCAAGAAGCACAGCCUUUGAUGUGUCGGCUAACUUGAAAAUUCAGGGAACAGACAGUGCUGAGCUGAAGAUAGAUAUACCUCAUGGCGUGUUUCAAGGUGACGCAUCCAGUGUUGUCCGUCGUCUCAAAUCAGAGCCAUUCGAAUCGGACGAGGAUUCUCUCGGUAAAAUAACAAAGGAAGGUCUCAAUGAACUUUUGAGUGACAGAAUGAGGUGCUCCCCUCCAGGCACUGGGAGUGAAUUCCAGGAAGAUGAUGACACUAAGAGAUUCAGAAGCCCUGGAGGUUAUAGGAUUAAGAGCAGCUGCAAAAGGCAGUUCCAACAAGUUGUUGGUCUAAAUGCCUUCGAAACAUCGUUUAUGACACAAGGACCUCAUGAAGUGAUGCUUGAAAAGAGAAAGUUUGUAGAGAAGUCAGAGGAGAGCAUCACUGGAUAUAGGAUUGGUUUUUCUUCCAAGAACCCAGGUGUCAAUUCUGUAUUCCUGGAUAUAUAUGUCGAAGCAGAUGGAGCAAGUGUGGAACAGAAGAUGGGGAUAGUGUUUGGCUUGACAUAUAGUCCACACUUCACAAUCAAAGUACUUCUUCAAACUCAACAGCUUAUUGCAUCUGGAGAAGUUUCCAUCGUGAAUGAUCCAAAUCUGAAACGCUUCGAAGGCCACUUGAAUAUUGGAAGAUCUGAAUAUGGAAUUAAAGCAGAACUACUGUUGGUUAAAGAUGGGGGUCAGGUUAGUGUAAAACCACGACUUGUCAUCAGCUAUCCAGCAAACCAAGAAGACGCCCUUCUUGAAGGGUACGUGGCACAUUAUUCAUCUGAUAAAGUGAGCAGUUUAUCCCUUGAUCUCUAUACAGAGGGGACUCUCAGAAACCUCUUGGAUGUUGCUAUAAAAGGCACAGCAGAGUACAGAGCUCCAAAAGGAAGAGGAAAGGUGUUAACAUUCAAGAAUGUUCAUCUGUCAACACCUCACUUUUCACUGGGCUUAGAAUCUACAUUUUCUUUAAAGGAUAACACCAUCGAAUCUAAAGUACAGGCAACUUGGAAUGGGCACUUAGUGGUCCUGGAAGGCAGCUUCAGCGAUCUUGGUUCGGGACAUGACGACCAGCACUAUGCAGUGAACCUUCAGUUGCUUCUUCCCGAGAAGCCAAACUUCGACACUAAAAUAUCUUGUAUUACCCAGGUUUAUGCCUCAGAGGUAACUAACAAUGUUACCCUUAUCGUUGGAGGAGGAGACACACAACGAGAAUUUAAAGCCUUUCACUCCACUUUCUGGAGAGUCACGAACCCAGUUUCACCUCCUCUCCUGAAUCACGAAAACUCUACCAUAGCAGAGGAAACUACUCUGCCAGGUCUUGCAGCAAGGAUUGUUAAUAAACUGCAGGUGACAAGCCUGGCAGCUGAUGUGAACUGGGAUAUCGAGCAUGUGCUACAACUGACUAAUAAAUCUGUCGAGAACCUAGUCGUUGCUCAGUUUGGUGAUGAAAACCAUAAGAUCAUGAGUAAUUUCUAUGACCAGAGUGAGGAAUUCUUCAAGUACCACAUGGAACUAGAGAUCAGACUACCUGCGUGGCAUUUUAGUUACGUAGACACUCUUCAGCAACGGCCAAAUGGGGAUAUGGUAGGGCAGAGUACUACUGUAAUGCCUUCUGGAAGGAUUUACAGCUCUUCUUCGAGGAUUUACAAAAACACAACGCAGAAGAGAGCCAUCUUUGAGAUGUCAUAUGAUGUGCUGAUCCGAGACGGAAUGAAUGUUUGGAAGAUUGUCUUGCAAGAAUCAUUUGACUGGUCUUCAGAACAUCUGCGUCUCCAGUCCUCAGCGGAAGUUGGGAAUAUCACUGUGUUUGGACUGGAACUUGCUAUGGAUGGCAUUAUAUCUGGUGAUAUUGUAUUCCACCUCAAAAACUGGGUUAAGGAUCUCUAUGAAGGAGAAAUAACACUCAAUAACGAGGGGAGGAGCACAGACUUCAAUUUAAAUGUCGUUAUUGUUCCUUUCAACAGAGAAAUUAAAAGUAAGGUUGCCCUCGGUCAUGAUGGGUGCUCUAUUGGCCUCCUGGAUGGAGAGUUCUCUUGGGAUGUGAGGAGAGAUGUUGCUAGGACAGUAAUGUUGUCGUCUGUGGUCCAGCUGCCCAAAGACGGCAAACCUCUGGAACUAAAAGGCUCCAUGUCAGUUUUGUCAUGGACCUGGCAGACAGAACUUACUGUUGUACUUGGCGAUGAAGUAGGUGAUAGUCAUCAUCUUACUUAUACUCUGAUUCUCCCAGAUGAAUCCAAAUUCCAACUUGGAUCGGAACUUGUCUUCUCAGUAGGAGACAGGGAUCUGGAACUGUCAACAACGUUUGAAGUCCAGAUGCCAGACAAAAAUGUUCAUAAUAUGUCCUUGGUUGUUCAGGGUAUUGUGAUGAACAGUUAUGAAAAUCGUGGAGUUGUUACGUUCAGCGUGCAGUCUCCUAUUACAGAAGAGGCAAAUUUCCACAUACACAUCAAGACAUCUAAUAAUGCUAAAUUUAGGAAGAUGGAUGUGUCGGUAAACACCCGCUCAAAGGCUAAUUAUUGGGAGCCAUUGGAAAUCAGCGCAAGUGGAGAAUGGAAUGGCACAACCGCUAACAUGAAGGUGGACGGAAGCUGGGGCAUCGAAAUUGUGAACAUCAACUCUGUGGGGUCGUAUUGGAUUGUGGAGGAUGAGCACCACAUAUCCGGGUCUGCGGAAGUUGAAAUUCCUUUGGGAAAAUCUUGGAAACAACUCGGAUCAUCGUUAAAUGGAUCAUUCAGUGUGGGGCACAAUCCAGGAAGGCUUAAAGUGACUCAUUCAAUAGAUGUUGAAAAAGACCAUGAAGAAAUAUUCAAGACUGCUGGAGAAGUUUUGGUUCAUGUACCGAAGGUAAAGGGUCAGCUUGUUAUAUCCCACGCAGGAGAUGUGGCCAAAUAUCACACAUAUAACUUAGAGGGUAGUUUUACAGGGAAUGAACUGGAAAUCGGCGUAGAGGGACUUGUUGAAGAAGUACCUUUAGAAAUUUCCAUCCAUUAUGUUGACGGCCAGGAAGUCACCGUCAAGGCUUUUUAUAGAGACGAGACGUAUUUUAGCACGACAGUGAAGACGGAACUGAAGGAUGUGAGCAUAGGAAUCCGGAAGGGAACGGGCACUUCGUAUACACUGACAACAAAUGGUCUCUUGGUCUAUCGAGGACAUCAGUCAAGGCUGCAUCACGAGUUGUUUAUCUCUCCUUCUCGAGGGUCCUCAGUUUUAAGUCUUUCACCAGUCCAAGGAUAUGAAUUUAAGUUGACAACGAGUCGGACAAAGUAUAACAAUCACCACUGGGGAACUGUCAUUAGCUUAGAUUGGGGGGAAAGAACGUUUAGGUAUCAAGAUGAUGUGUACUUCCCCAGCUUGUCAGAAUUCAUAAUCAAGAUAGAAGUUGAUGCCCCGGAUUUCAACAUCACGAAGGUUACUGCAGAAUUAGAAGCGGUUCCUGAUUCAGGUGGAGAACAAGCAGUCCAAUUUAGAUAUCUCGUGCAGAAUGAUACUCUUCAUAGUGCAAGGCUGAUGUAUUACACUCAUGGAACAGAAGAGGAGAUGAUUUGGCGAGCUGGCGCUCAAGAUGUUGUGUUGAGUGCAAAGGAAUACAGUGAUCUCCUCAUCUCUCAUGCAAUUACAUUACCAGUUGGGGGAAUGGAGAUCAACAGUAACAUGACAGUUGGGGUCAUACCAAUAAUCGGGGUAGGAGUUACAGUCACAGCUCACACCAGAGCGCUCCUCCUCUCUGUCUGCACGACGAGCGAAAAGUGCGUUCGUCUUCGAGCUCAUGCGCAUGCUCAGAACACCCCAUCGACCAGAAUGUACGCAGUUUCUGCUCAUGCCCUUAAUUCACUGUUCUGGAAAGAUGAGGAAGAAUCCUUAGUCCAGAACUCUCUGACAUUCAGUGCCCAGGAAACUUCUGAAAAAGUUGUUGUUGCUGGUGGUAUACGACAGGUAGAGUGUGGCCAUGUCACUUGUGAUGAUUUUAUCAUUCGAGGAAUUCUCCAUGCCACUCUUCAAAUUACAGAUGAUGAUCUAGAAAUUCUUUUAGAUACAACGAACCGCACCAUGAAAUUGAAGAGUGUUAUGAGAAGCAGCGACACGAGUGAAAUAUCUCCGGCAGUGCUUCCGGGCGGCCGUCUCAUGAGUGCCUCGACCCUCGAAACUCAUAUCUGGAUGGAUCUAAACAGAGAUCCAGAUGGAAUGAUUAACUGGAACUCUACUGUCAUCCGAUAUGCUUCUUCCAGGGCCUCAGAAUGGGUGUUACGCUCAGGUUUAUAUCACGAAUCCUUCGGAAAGGUACUGCGGCUGGGAGGUCAACUCACUGCAGAGCAAAGUUCUGCCCACGUGCUGGUAUUACUCGACAUCUUCUCAGAGGAACGAGAUGCUCUGAAGUUUAAUGUAGACAUUUUCCAAGAUCAAGGGAGCCAAAUUGUUGUUGCAAAUCUUACAAAAGCUGUAGAAUCUCAGCCAAGACUUCUGGACCUUGUCAUUUCCUUCCUUCCAUCACCUGAUAGUGGUGAAGUAAGUAUGGUGUUGAUUGUCCCAAAGAGUAUUCAAGAGAAACAUCUUGGGAGUUACCCUGAGGGUAUUUACACCGACACUCGUUUCACGCUCACCUGCGGACUGGACUCGCCCCACAAAUAUACGUCUGUGAGCUGUAGGCUGACAUCACCAUCUGUAGAUGAGAGACUUUAUGCGAGGUACCAGCUGAUACGGGAGUCAGGCUGUAAUGGGCUCGUCACAUCUUUGCGUUUGUUGAACCACAAUUACAAACUGAACCAAAAGAGCUGCCACAACCCUAACAGCUUCCAGGCUAGUGUGUCAACAAAAACUGAGAAAGUGAAGGAGAAGGAAUUGGCCAUAAGAUUAGGUAUACUAGAUAUGCAAAAUGCAGAACUGGACCUGGUAGAUGCUGUCCACAUGAAGUUCCAGCUUCACCCACCCUUCUUGUUGCAUGCCAUGGCUCAUUCAAGAGGGAAUAUGUGGGACAGAUGGGAAAAUUUCAAGAAGAAUGUAUUGAUAGAACUUACCGAGCUGUUUGGAAAUCUCAGAUCCGUGGCACUCGCCUUUGCGUCAGAUGCGAAGGAAUUGAAGUCUUUGUCGAGGGUUUUAGCCCCUUCACCUGUCCACCUCCUGGCUAAUUACACCCAGUCUCAAAGCCAGCAGAUUUUGAUAGAGCUUGAGGGAGAUGAGUUAAUAAAGGAACUUUCUCACAAUGCUCAAAUAUGUUUAGAUGUCACAAGUCUGGUGGUAGAAGCUGGGGUUGCUUACCUAAAUCGAAAUUACGGCCAAAUGAUCACCGACCUAGCUGCCAAGGCAACAUCGUGGACCUCAGAGUCUGUCAAGUCUCUAGGAACGUUGAUCCUAAAUGCCAUAUCCACUGCACAGGACGCUUUCACUUCUUCGAUGGAGUAUAUUUACAGCCUACCUCUGAGGAUAAUAGAAUACGCUUCCACUGUGCCUCUUCUUGCUGAUGGCAUCCAGUGGUUCAUUCUCCGAGUAAACCAAAUUUCUGAAUCUUAUGCAUAUGAAGUUACAGUGGAAGCAUUGUACAAUGUGAUUCAGUACAUAAACCGGGGCAUGUCAGUACUAUAUCCCAACAGUGAAGAUCUAUUCAGUGGGGAAUAUGUUACCAAAGCAUGGAAUGUAUGGGUACCCUUACCAGAAUGCAGUCAUUCUCUACUUGAUGUCUGGAACCUCUUGACUGGUACAGCAAGAACAGCCAAGCAUAGAGUAUCUUUGCCAACUGCCAUCCUUCAGUGGUGGCAUUUGUUUACUCAUCCUUUGGAAUUUUUCAAUUACUUCUUCCCUCCUUUCCAAGCACAGGGUGCGGUCAUUGGCGAGUCGAACUUCAUUAGCCUGGAUGGCCGAACAUUUGCUCUUAACACGUCGUGUAGCCACAUCCUUCUUACUGAUGCAAGAGAUAAACUUUUCACACUUGUGUCAGAUUUGCAAGGGUCGCCAGGACUGCGAAGUUACACUCUUCUUCUUGGAGGAAAAGUGGUUAAAGUUCAGCCAGAUUACCAGGUAACUAUAGAUGGGAAUUCUAUCUCGCUUCCUUACACAAGUGAGAGAAUAGUCGUUACCAGGGACCUGCAACAUUUAAGCAUAGCAACAUUUGAUAAGUUGAAGAGGAGUUUGAUGUCAUUAAUUUGUUGGACGACCCAUCGUUCGUGCGUCGUCACGGUGAGUGGAUGGUUUCACGCCGACACUCGGGGGUUGUUGGGUCAUUUGAAUUUAGACCCAGCAGAUGAUCUCAUGAGACCAAGUGGUCAGAUUGCACUGAGUGGGGAAGUUUUUAGCCACAGCUGGCAGGUUGGAUCCUUCUGUGCCUCAGAGACAACGAUGAUGGAAAUUCCAUCUAGUGCUAGAGCUAUUCAUUUGUGCAAGAAGUUUCUCCUGGACAUUUCUUCAUCAAUUUUCCCUUGCCACGGUGCUGUUGAUAUUAAGCCAUACUACGAAACCUGCGUCCGAUACUUGGCCUCUUUUGAAGAAGAAAGCGUUAACAACUCUGGCAGCGUGCAAGUAAGAUCGGUAGCUCCUGGAGUGAAUAGCAGUGAAACAACUGGUGUUCAUACAGACUGGAGUAGUCCUAGCUCAACAGAUAACAGCAGCAUAGAAGAAACGAGUACUUUUGUUGAGAGCCCUGUGGACAAUUACUCGAGUGUUAGUGUAGAGAUUAGUAUUAAAGAUUUAAUAUUCCCGUUUACGUAUGUUAAGCAGGACAUUGUAGAUGCAACUAGUGAAGACCUGACUGCUAUUUGUAAUGUCAUGUCUGCGUAUGUCACUAAUUGUAAAGAGGAGGAGAUGGAAUUAUCGCUGCCCCCUAUUUGUGGUCUAACAAACAAGCUUACCUACAGUGAACCAGUAUUGCCUGAUCAAAAGCAGGUCGAUGUCGUAUUGUUAGUUGAUGAAAGUACCUGUGACAGUUUUAUGUACGAGAAUCUCAUCCGUCCUCUCCCUGGCGUUUUGCAGAGAAUAGCCGAAGCAAAAAAUAUCACUGAUGUCAAGAUGGCAGCCAUUGGUUACGGUGUGGGCGGAGGAGACAUAAUUUAUCAUAUACCAGGGUCAUCCCUCUUGGCAUCGCCAUCCUUGAUAAAGCUCUCUCAGCCACACAACAGCGAACGAUCACGUGGAUCUCUGAGACAAAGCUUAAGAGCUGUCAGCAACUUCCCUUUCCGUCCAGGCUCUGUGCGCAUAGCACUUGCCAUUCGAUGCAGUAACCAGGAUAUACCACAUUUCACAGAAACUCUGCCCAAGGAGAUGGUUCGCAGACGCUUAGUAUUGUUUACCCUCACGCCAGAGUUGUUAGUUUUUAACCCUAGCCGUCCAAAAGCUGUCAGGAAUACUGUUGGUAUAGAUAGAUGGAGAGUCUAUAGCCUCAGGCAGGACAAGCAAAAGUCUGUCGAUUCCUGGGGUGUGAGAAGACCCAGUUCCAAUAUUGCACAGUUAGCUACAAAGAGCGGUGGAGGCGUCUUCACGGUAACACCCAUCCGGGAAGAGCCGAGGGCCAAGUACUACAUGAAGCUAUUUAAAAAGGUUCUGAGUCGAGCUAUCAUGAAAACUGUGAACACUGUAUAUAACAAAGCUGCCAAAACACAAUAAAAAAAAUCUUUUAAAUUUUUUAGAAAACCACACUAAGAGGCUUCAGUUUUAAAUAUGGUAAAUGAUUGUGACUGGGUCUUUUCCAGGGAAUCUAAAGCUUUGUGAGAAAGGUUCUGUGUACAUGGGAAAACUAUUCUGAUUUAUAUGUAUAAUGUUGGGUAGCUUCUUCUUCAAGUGUGUCUUCUGAAAUCGAAAGCUUUCUGUGAUUUGUGAAUAUGUUUAUUACAGUAAGGUGCUUCUCCACAUUACCACAGAGAAAUGAAGUUAUUACGGUAUUCAUAAUUGACAAACUUAUAACAUUUGGUAUCCCUGAAAAAGCUAGUUUUUGUGUAAUUACAGUAUAAUAUUACAACACAUGAUUGAAAGUGUACAAAUUUAAUAAAGACUUGUGUUAAUGGAUAAUUAUACAAGAAAAUUAGGCUUUGUAGUUAAUGAAAGGAUUACUCUUUAGUUAUAAAACUAGGUAGGACUGCAUUUUUCUAUGUUACAGGUUAUAUAAAGAACACAAUGUUAAGUUACUUUAGUUUCAUAUUUCUCCAUUGCAUUCCUUUGUCACUCUUCAACAGUAGGACAUAAUCUAAUUUGCCAUUUAAAAGAAAAAUAUUUAUUUCUUCACAUAUUUAGUAAGCCAGCUCUAAUGUGUGUCUUGUCUGUCCACUUAUAACCUGAAAAAAGUACCGUAAAUUUUUGUCUUCGUGUAUUAUGGAUGAUUAUACUGCUGUGGUUAUGUCUACUUAAAAAGAUUUCUAGUUUAGCAUAACAUAACUUAUUAUCUGUGUGCUGUAUUGUGUUGAAGUUGAUUAUUCUCAAAACCAAAAGCCAACUGUAUGUGUAUUUAUUGUUUAAUAAAGACUAUAUUUGC